AUGUCUCGUGCAAAGUACCUCAUUGGAAUGCGUAAACUGCAGCUAGGAACACAGCAGCCUAGGCUGGUCUAUCCGCGUCUCUUGGAAGAGCGUUCAUCCGAUGGAAGAAUGGUGAUGCAUUUGUACGAUAAUCUGACGCUUAAUUUGAGAAAGGCGUCGGUGGCGGCUCGAAACUUCCGAGUCCUGGAACACGAAGACGGACACGAAGUAACUCAUUUUUUCAACGGAGAAGACAUAGAAAGAAAUCUUCAUGAAGAUGAAAAGCAGUUUGCGACUGUUCACGUUAGAAGAAAAGAAUCUGGCAUAGAAGUUGAAGGUGUUGUGGGGCUGGAUCAAAGGAUUCAGCCAGUGCCCACAACGGAGAGGUCGGACGAUGGCCUGAUUCCUCACGUGAUAUACCAAAUCGAAAGAAAAGAAAUGCUUGACAUUGAGAUGGCACUGAAUACCAAGGAUGUUCUGACUCCUGAGGAAAGGAGGCAUGAAGCUCAAGACCUUCCAUCCCUAGUUAUUAUAGAACUCUUCAUAGUCUCCGACCGGCUGCAUCAUAAGCAUUUCACAACUACACACAUGUUAAUAGAAUACCUCUGCGUACAUACAAACUCUGUCAACAUGAGGUAUGCGGACACCAGCAAUCCAAGAGUGCGGUUCAUGCUCGUCGGAGUUGAACGGGACUCGUUUAGCACCUAUAGGAAAGGAUAUAGCAUCUACAUGGAAAGUUCCUCCACUCUUCAGGCGUUUCAGGUGUACGCUUAUGGCAAAAGACAGGAAUACGGUAACCCAGAUGUGACGUAUCUAAUGACCGGGUUUGACGUAUUCUCAAGGGACGCUAACAACAAAAUGAGUACCAGUGUUCUGGGUAUCGGCUACGUGGGCGGUCUAUGCACCAGGCAGUUUGUAGCCCUUGGCGAAGACAGUGGUCUCUACGACGGAAUGCACACGCUGACACACGAAGGGGCACACGUGCUCGGCGCGGCUCACGAUCAGAGCCAGCCAAAUCAGUGGAUACCAGGCGACCCGGGGUCGCUGAGUUGCCCCUGGAGUCGAGGAAACAUCAUGAGCUACGUCGACGGCGGGAUAAACCACCAUCGUUUCUCAGUAUGCAGCCUGAGACAAAUUCGACAUCUCGUAAUAAUGCGGGGUUGGAUGUGCUGGAAUGUAAGUAACACUGGGUACACGAAACAUGGCUGGUACCCCGGCAUGGAAGUAAGGCCGAACGAGUACUGCAAGAGCGUCUUUCCGGAUAAAAAUAACGUUUCCGCUGACAUGGAUUCUCCGGACGUGUCAAAAUGCAUGGUGAAAUGCCAAUACCCAGAGGUCCGCCAGACAUGCCGAUACCCACCCUGCUACACGUACACCACGAUACACAGCUCUAUCGUACAUGCACUGGACUACACGACCUGCGGAAAAGGCGAGGUUUGCAUCCGAGGUGUGUGCGGACGUAUUAAGGCUGACACUCCACAACAACCCCAUCGGCCAUCGAGAGUGCCUGCAAUACCCGCGACCCAAACACCACAAAUGACAACGACUACAACGAUGAUGACAACGAAGCCUACAGAAGCCCAUACGACUGAGUGCCGUUGCGACUGCAGCCCUACGGCGUCUACAGCACCUACACAGUACGGACCGCGUCUACCUCCUCCUACACCUACAUUAAUCUCUCAGAGGAACCGUCUCAGCCAGACGAAGUCGGGAAGGGAGAUCCUGAUAAGGGCGCGCAUUCCACCGCACUCGCAAAACAUGGACGAGGGGCUGGUAGAAAUACAAGAACCAGUCCGAAGGCAUAUCUCGAUCGCUCCAAUCCCUAGGAACAUGACCAAAGAACGACAUAAAGACAUUAGCAAGUGCUGGAGAUGA
Molecule: messenger RNA, 1854 nt
Organism: Rhipicephalus sanguineus (brown dog tick)
Lineage: Eukaryota; Metazoa; Arthropoda; Arachnida; Ixodida; Ixodidae
Product: disintegrin and metalloproteinase domain-containing protein 10-like
Exons: 15
Coding region: 1-1854 (617 amino acids)
Biological process (GO): proteolysis
Molecular function (GO): metalloendopeptidase activity
Source: RefSeq, a predicted model, not a curated record